Chara braunii is the source of this 6294-nucleotide messenger RNA. The record is from the annotation of a GenBank genome assembly. NCBI's taxonomy places the organism in Eukaryota, Viridiplantae, Streptophyta, Charophyceae, Charales, Characeae.
CCGAGAGACAAGGAGCGGGAUUACAAGUCGGUUUCUACUUUUUUUCUCAAAUCUGCAAACACGGCAACACAGGAAAGAAGCCGAGCGGCGGGAAUGAAAUCGGGGCAUUCGGAAGGGGCGCCAACUCCCGCGGAAGGCGCGCAAGGAGGGGAAGAGAGUAGUGGGGGUGGUGCGGGGAAAGGCCUGAACGGCGGUGGAAGCAGUGAUGACGAGGGGGUCGGCAAGCUAGCGGGGGUUGAGGACGGCAAUCUAGAGGCAGCGGACCGAGGAGGAGGAGGAGGAGGAGGAGGGGGAGGAGGUGGAAGGGGUGGGUCUAUCUUGCCCUUGGCAGCGAAUGACCGAGAAGCCUCCGCCGUCCCCGCCUCCCCCGGCGUCUCCGGCGCCAGAGCUGUUGUUGCGCAGGCAACUCCCGUGCGAACAGGAAGAACCUCCCCGGCCGUAGGAGAUCCCCCUCCAGUCCGAUCUGGUGGGCCCAUGUCGUCCCCCGGGAAAGCGCCGCCUGCCGGCGCAAAUGCGCCUGCCCGUGCUCCACCGCCUCCCCGUGGCCCUCCUCUCGCCGACAAGCGCGCUAGUCGCGAGGCUAUCAUCCAGAUGGCCAAGCAGCUCUCCCUGGAAUCUGCCGAUAAGCAGCAGCCCGAACAAUGGGGCCUGCUCACCGCCCUCUCUCCUCUUGCCAAGAAGCAGAGGCAUGGGAUCCAUAUCCAUCUUUAUCGAUCUGAGCACGUCUUCGGGCGUGUAGUGCAGGAUGCCACGUGUCGGAUCCUAUCGGCCAGCGUGAGCGGGCAUCACUUCAAGAUCGCGGCUCAUCCGACGGCAAAAGGGGGCGACAGCGCGGAGAAGGCGGAGAAGGGGGAAGAGGGUCGAGGAGGGGGGUCAUCAGCGGCAGCGGCAGCGGCAGCUGCGGACGAAAGGCAGACGAUGGAGGUAUUCGUCCAGGACAUGAGUUCCAACGGUACCUUCGUCGAUGGGCGGCGGCUGCUGAAGAACGGGCCUUUGGAGAAGAUAGAGCAUGGUGCUAUCCUCUCGCUCGUGGGGCCGGCAGGAGCCGACGGAUCGUUCGCCUAUGUGUUCAGGAGAACGGUCCCAUCUUCUUCUUCACUGCCAGGUAGCAGGAGCGAUGGGGGUGGGGGUGAAGCGGAGGGGGUGGGAAGUGUCGCCGCUCCGUCACCUGCGCAUCUCCCUACCCCAGCAGCAGUACCACCUCCUCUCUCCUCAGGUCGGCCUUUGCCGCAUCAGGUGGGCGACGACUUGCGAGGCGCGCUUGCGCUCGUGUCUUCUUCCAACAAGCGCAAGGGAGCGCCGAGGGAGGAGCAGGAAUCGGGAGGAGAAGACCACCUCCCUCUCCACCCUAACGGCAGCAACAAGCGAAUGCGACCGUCGUCGGCCGCCGCAGCAGUUGCAGGUGCAGAAGCAGCAGCUGGAGGUGGAGGAGGAGGAGGAGGAGGAGAGGAGGGUCCUGUUUACCUGGGUGAUGUGAAGCGGUUGCAGAGAGCGAAUAUGGAGUUGAGGGAGGAGCUUAGGCAGAAGAUGCUAGCGCACGAGGAGCUGAAGAAGGCGAAGAUGGAAGCUGAGCUGGCGCAGGAAGCGCAGCUGAAGGAGCAAAGGGUGGAGAUCGAGAGGAAGUGGUCGAAGAGGGUGGAGGAGGUGGAGAGGGAAUUGGGAGAGAGAGGGGUGGAAGUGGACGCGGCGAGGGCGGAGAUUGCGGAGAAGGAAGCGCAGGUGCAGGAUCUUCAGCAGCGUCUAGAGGCGUCAGCGCGAUCGCGCACCGACGCGGAAGAGGUAAUCGAGUCUCAUCUGGCGCGAAAUAGUCAGCUGGAGACGGAAUUGGAGGAUGAGAGAGCGGCGCGGGCGGCGGAGAGAAGAGAGGCGGAGGAGCUACAGCGGCAAGCGGUGGAGAGAGUGCGCGCCGAGUCCAGCGAAGAGCUGCGGCGGAGAACCGAGGCUUUCGCGCGCCAGCACCAAGAGCAGGCGGAGGAGAUCGGACGGCUGAAAGACUCCAUCAGGGAGCUGCGCGGAUUGAACGACAGCCUGCGAGCGAAGGUGGAGAGGGAGAGGGAGGUCCUCCUCGAGUCGCAGGAGCAGAGCAGGAGGGCGCAGGCGCUGCUGGAUGAAGAGAAGGCGGCGAUGUCGGCGAUGAGAGAGAAGAUGGCGGACACGAGCGCAACCAUAGCCGCGCUGAAUGCCAGGCUAGAGGGAGAGAGUGCAACCUUGGAAGCUUCCAGACAGACCGUGCGGAAAUUGGAGAUCGAUAUCGAGGGACUGAAGCAAAAUUUGGCUCUGAAGCAGCAGAAAUACGACGGCGCCAAGGAGCUCAUCACACUCAGAGAGUCGCAGCUGCGGUCCUUUGAGCAGCUGUCGGUGGAGAUUGCGAUCUUGCAGGCCAAGCAACAAGCACAGCUGGCGAAUAUGCUGAAGGUCACCGACGGCGGGGAUUGGAAGAGCAAUGGGUGGGGAUCGUGUGUGAACAGAGCAGGACGAGAGAGAAGAAGAGGAGGAGGAGAGAGAAGAGGAGGAGGAGGAGGAGAGGGAGACUCAGGAGGGGAGGAAGUAGAGGACUCUGAAGAUGCAUCCGAUGGCUGUAGGCUCUUGAACAGGGAUCGAGGUCAUCAUCAUGAUAUAAGGCUGUCGGGUACAACGGCAACCUCUGGUCUUGCGACGAUUGCCAAUGCGGGUAAGAAGCAUCAAGGGGAGAAAAAAGGGAUUGGGAGGAGGCGGAGGAGGGGGCGCGGAGAGAGGCUCUUCUUGGAGGACGACGGGAGGGAGGGGGAGGAGGAUGUGCAGUCUCUCGCGAAGGCGAGUCUGGGGUUGGCACUAGGAAGGCAACGACGAUCAGCAGGAGGGAGAAGGAGAGGAGGGCUUGUCCAAGACAAGCCUUUUUGGGGGGAGGGGGGGGAGGGGGGGAAGGGGGGAAAGGGUGCGAGCAGUCGUGGAGACUCCUCUGUGAGAGAAGAGGAAGAUGAUGAGGGGGGCGGUGAUGGGGAUCAUCAUAGUUGGGCCGAUACCCAAGAAGGGGAGGAAGGCGAAGACGGACUACAGGUGGUGUCAACUCUGCUGGCCCAUCCUCCCUCUGCGGAGGGGGAGGGGGAAGCUUCCUUGGUCGGUCGCGAUGGAGAUGGAGAUGGAGAUGGGUAUGAAGAUGGCUAUGGAGAUCGAGGAGGAACUCAACAGGUGGGCGUAGGCGAUGAUGGGUGCGCAGACCCUGCGGAAGAAGAGACUCAAGUAGACAGAGAAGAGGGUGACGUGAUGAUGCAGCAUGAAGGGCAAGAGACCGAUCAGGAGGAGACGCAGGGCGGAGAGAAGGAGAACGAAGGGAUGGAGGGGGGUGAGGAUGAGGAUGGUGGAGCGACGCAGGCGUUGGAUAUGGCGGAAGCAAUGGAUAUAGAACUGAGGGCGGAGGAAGGGAGGAGCCUCCUCCAGAGGUGCCGUCGGAGGCGAGGGGAGAGCGGAGGAGGCGAUGAGUCGGGGGAGGAAGCUGCCAUGGGUGUGGGAGAUAAGAAGAGAGAGGGUUCGGAGGAGGAAAGGGGGCCGGCGGUGGGGGACGGAGCGCAGGGAAGCGCAGGGGGAAGAGGGGCGAUGGAACGGGCGGCGGCGGGAGACGGAGGUAGUGGUCCCCACCAUGUGCGCGCAUUGUUCCUAGAUUCCGCCGAGUCUGAUCUGGCAGCCGCGACGCAAGUACUCACGCAGCAGCAGCAGCAAACCUUCACACAGCUGUUGGGGUCCGAUCAGCAGCAGCUUGGCGCGCAGGAGGACGAACCCACCAACCAAUCGCUGCUGCUGGGCAAUGACCAGGGGGGGGCAAGAUGGCGGGGAAUGGGUGAGGACGGCGUCAGCUCGGCGAAGGGAGAGGAGGGAGAGGAGGAGAGCGAAGCGGCAGACGAAGGAGAGGAAGAUGAGGAAGAGGCAGACAGCGAGGAGAACGAGAGGGAGAAAGAGGACAAGAAUGAGGAGGGGGAGGGGAGAAAGGAUGCCAGCCGAACAUCCACUCCUUUGCCUUUCUCAAAGACUAUUUUGUCCGUUACUGCCAGCAAUGCAAAGAACCGUACUCCUGAAAUAGGGGGAAUAGGAGGAGGAGGAGGAGGAGGAGGAGGAGGAGGAGUUGUGGGGAUGGAAGAGACGCAAAGUCCAAUGGCAAUUGACACUGUGGAUGAAUCUGGACGCGCACAUGGGUUAGUUGCGGAUCGGGGACCAGCAUGUGUGCUGGGAGCCGAAGGAUCGCUGAAGGACAGCGAUCGCGUCUCGGAUACGCAGCAGGUUGAGGGUGGGGAUGGAGAAGAGGAGGUGGUGGGUAGUAUGAGGGGAGGCGCACGCGUUAGGUCGACCGCCCUGGCGUUGGGCAGCCGAAUUAUGGUGGGAAGAAAUGGCAGCCAGGGGGGAUGCACCGAACGGUCAUCAGAGCCAGGGAAGACCCAAGGAGUGAGCGGAGAGGGAGUGGGAGGAGUGGGAGGAGUGGGUGGAGUGGGAGGGGGCUCUGUGAUCGCCAUCGCCACGAACGGACACGUGGCUUCGGGAGGUGCUUAUCCAAGAGGAGGUGCAGAUGCGCGUGAAGCGGAGAAAGGAGAGGACAAGGUGGGGAAGAAACGGGAAGAAGAAGGGGAGCGGGAGGAGAAGAAGGGAGAGAGGGAGGGGAGAGAGUUUAGGGGUAGUGGAGAACAUAAGGGAGGGGAGAAGUUGUUUAAAUGGCCUGGGGGGGAUAUCGACGACGAUGAUGAUGACGAGGAAGAUUGCAGCGAUGAGGAUGCUGAUGAAGACAGAAUUGGAGAUAGCCUAGAGGGAGACGAUGGCGAUGGUGAUGACGUCAAAGCUGCGGCUACGAGUGGUGAUGAGGAGGGAGAAGAGGAGAAAAAGGAGGAGCAUGAGGGGGACGAGGAGGAGGAGGAGGAGAGUGCUACUGCUUCCUUAACAAGACGCAGCAAGCUGAACGUUGCGAUAGAGAUAGAGGAAGGCGGCAACAGGGGUCAGGAGCAGCGUCGAUCGACGGCCGAGAUCGGGAGCUCUGAAAUGAACGGUGGUGGUGGUGGGGGUAAUAAUGGUGCUGGAUUGUUGGGGGAAGCAGCGCAUCGGGAUCGCGAUCGCGAUGCUGACGUGUCUGCGGAUAAGGAAAACGCUGGCCAAGGCGAUGAUGGCAGGAACCGCGGGAAUCCCAUCGCCAACAGGAGGAAUACAGAAAACGGGCGUGCCAUUGGGGUUGUCACAAUCGAGGAUGAUGAUGAUGAUGAUGAUGAUGAUGAUGAUGGUGGUGGUGCUGCUGCUGGUAAAGGGGGGAGCAAUAUCCGCAAUCGUGAAGGGGAGAAGAGGAGCGUAACAGCAGGAGGAGGGGGAGGAGGGGAAGGAGGAAAAGCGGGGGGGAAAUCGAGUGCAGCAGCAGCAGCAGCAGGAGGAGGAGGAGGAGGAGGAGGAGGAAAGGCGUUGACGGAAGUGCGACGGCGGGUAGACACGGCGGAAUGUGCAGCUGGGAACAUGAUGACGACAACAAGAGGUGCAACGGCAGGAGUGCCAGGAGUAGGCGGGGAGGGUAGGAGCGGAAGAGGGGGGGAUUCGUCAGAUGAGGGGAGAGCGGCAGAGGCCGCUGCUGGAUCUGGGGGCGCAAAGAUCUGGCGGCUGGCAUCGUCUACUGAGCGGAAUAAGAGCGGUUGCAGCGGUGGUGGCGGGCCAGAGCCUCUGUCAAGCAAAACGGGGGUGUCGGGAUCCGGACCGCCUUCGUCCCCUGACCGUGCCAAGAGCGCCACCAGCGGUCUUCACUCUGUGAGCAGCGGCCAUCACUCUGUCCGUGGAGCAGAGGGUGGUGGUGGCGGAGGAGGAGGAGGAGGAGGAGGAGGACUAUGUAGUCCUUUGCAGGGAGGAGGAGGAGGAUUUGGGAGAAGCAGUAGAGAUCUCGUUCGUAAGGCUGCUGGGAAUGAGCCAGCGAGUGCCCAAGAUCAGAUCGUGGUCGUCGAUCAGAUGAUCCAUAUGCUUAAUCCUGGGGCAUUUGGGAGGAGUGGAGGUGUAGGGGGAGGGGGAGGCGGAGGUGGAGGUGGAGGGAGGGGGAUUUAUGGGAAGGGAGGUAGUAGUGCUGGGGGGUAUGGAGGAAGAGGAACAGUAGGAGCGGCGGCAGCAGCAACCCUUCGAGAAGGUUCUGAAAAUUACCGCAGGUAUUAUGGGAGACGGGGAGGGGGAGGAACAGGGGUGGGGGGAGGGACAUUGGGAGGGGGRGGGGGAGGGAGGAGUGGUGGCAGUGGACUCCAAGUAGGAAGAGGGGGAUACGCUAGGCAGGGAAGUCGUUAGCAAGAGAGAGAAUAACAAAAAAACCACAACUUC